This is a messenger RNA of Prunus avium (sweet cherry), 1410 nucleotides long. RefSeq names its product TLDc domain protein. The record is from RefSeq and is a predicted model, not a curated record. NCBI's taxonomy places the organism in Eukaryota, Viridiplantae, Streptophyta, Magnoliopsida, Rosales, Rosaceae.
UACUUGAGCUCUUGACAAUAUUUGUGAGGAUGUCAAGUGAAUGAGUGUUUGUUGGGUGUGGAUUAGUUAGUAAUUAGCCAUUUCAUCCGAGCAUGGCUUCUUGCUUCUCAAACCACACUGUAUGUUAUGGGUGGAAGAGAAGAAGCAGCCCAUGUAGCUUGUUUGGGUGGAACAUAGGCAAGAGAAAACAAGAUGAAUUGCCACAGACCAACAAGUACCAUGAAACUGAUCUUCCAUUCUCUCCUUCUCUGCUUGGCAAAACUUUCUUAAGUGGUAGGGAAUUGAAGUGUUGCUAUAAGGCCACCAUUGAUGGAUUUAGUGCAGCUAAUUUCCACAACUGCUGUGACUUCAAGGGGCCAUGCGCCAUAAUUGGCUACACAAACAAGUCCUUCAAGUUUGGGGCAUUCAACCCUGAAGGCUACAGAAGCACAGAUGAUUACUAUGACACUUUUGAUGCAUUCCUCUUCUACUGGACAGAUAAUGAAAUAGCUGACCCAAUUGUUCUACCCAAAGUAGGAGGCAGUGGGGCAGCCCUUUUCGAUUAUGCUCGGGGCGGGCCACAAUUUGGGGCCGAUGGUCUGCUUAUCGGGCCACCUCUAGCUCCGGUUAUGGGUGGGUUUGCAGGUCCGGAUACUAAUUCGGGUAUUGGUGAUUUAAGGCAAGCCAAAUCUAGAUUAGGAUUGUCAUAUGCAAAGAGGGAAGAUGGGAAGGAGUCUCUUUUUGGGGAUGAGUCUAGAGCAACCCUUGAAGAAGUAGAAGUUUAUUGUAGCCCUCAAAUUGCAAGUUUGUACUAAACAUAAUAAAAUGGUGUGCUCAUUGCUCAAGUUCAAUAAACAACCCCCUUCUCACAAUAAUUGGUCACGUACUAGUCCUCGACUAGGUUACAUGUAAGAUUUUCGCCUAUACAUGUUUCGUGGCAUUAGAAGUCAUUGUUUUAGGCACUCUUCAAACGUCUCAAAUUUUGCAGAAGGAGACUUGCAAAGAAAGGAACCUGCCUCAUUUGCAUUGGUCAUUUGACUUUGCUGAUGCAGCUGCUGCCUCAUUUCAUUUCGUUUUCAACCAAAACAAGUGGAGAAUACUCGUUUAUUUGUUUCCACUACAAGGGAAAAGUAGCAGGGCGUGCUUAUUCGAUACUUUAGGCUCCAAGCAGUAGGUGCUGAGAGUGAAAGAUUAGGGGGCGGUCGAUUCUGUUUUAGAAAAUAAUGGUGGGUCUUGGAUAGAAAAAGAGUAAAUUAUAGGCCUUUUAAGAUGGCAUUCCUAAAGUCACAAUAGUAUAGUCUCUUUUUUAUCAAGAUGCUUAAGAAAGUGAUGAAGGGGGAGGCAGGGAACAAUUGGAAGACUUGAGCUGAGAGAAAUGUACAUUUAUUUGAUACUCAUUGGGUCUGGAAUGACACCUUUUGUGGCCUUUCC